Molecule: messenger RNA, 1806 nt
Organism: Kluyveromyces lactis
Lineage: Eukaryota; Fungi; Ascomycota; Saccharomycetes; Saccharomycetales; Saccharomycetaceae
Gene: TCM62
Product: Tcm62p
Exons: 1
Coding region: 1-1806 (601 amino acids)
Biological process (GO): mitochondrial unfolded protein response; apoptotic mitochondrial changes; protein refolding
Cellular component (GO): mitochondrial matrix; mitochondrial inner membrane
Molecular function (GO): protein-folding chaperone binding; ATP-dependent protein folding chaperone
Source: RefSeq, a predicted model, not a curated record
AUGAACCUUCACAGAAGUAGAGUCACAGUAGGGCACUGUGAACCUGCCGUUACUCGAGCAGUUCUGAAGUAUAGCAACUUUUGGGAUUCAGGAUCGUGGGUAAGCCAUAGUACGUUGAGAGGUGGAAAGAUGAUACGAUUUUGCAGGUCAAUUAAGACAUUGCAUACUCCUACUCACUUUACCGAUGCCACUGUUCGGUCUAAUUUGAUGAGUAAGGUCAAGUUGUUAGACGAAAUCUUGAGUCGUAUUAGCUAUGAUAGAAGCGUACUAUACACCCCAAAGUAUAAAAGAAUACCGCAGUUGGUUACGGCUAAAGAUACAGUGCGUAUGGGUACUUUGGUUCGUAACUUCAUUGAUAAUAUCACGAUGGAUCAAGCCUAUGAUGUGAGUAAACAAUUGGAUCCUAAGGAAAAAUUAGGGAAAGUUGGUUUAGAGCUGUUCCUCGAAUGCAAUAAAAACCAUAUUACUCCGUUGAGUACCCACUUAGCUGUAAUGAUGUUGGAUACGUAUAAUCGAUAUUCCAAUGAGGUCGGAUUUUUGGAAAUGAUGCUAGAAGAAUUGAGAGAUGCACAGUCUUAUUUAAUGGAAAAUAGGUUCAUGAUCGAAAAGAAUGAAGAUAUAGACAUGCUAAUAGAUAAGCUAGCAUUUACACAGCAAGAUGCCACCACUAUGAAAAAUGUGAUGGAUCAGUUGAACUACGAGUUGCCCUCAGAUGACAUUGUUAGAGUCGUUAGAGGUAACACAAUGGAGGACACUAUUGAUCUAUCCAAGGGGUGGAAAUAUCGAGCUGGUGUGCUUGAUACUAAUGAACCAUAUCUGAGGUCGUUGCAAAUUGAUAAGAAGAAGUUGGUUACCGUCUCAGAAUCAAGCUUAGUGCUAAUAUUUGAUGGUACUUUACGGGACGCUGAUAAAAUCCAACCUUCGCUUCAUUACGCCACCAAACAGAAGCAAUCGUUAUUGUUGAUUGUUAAUGGAGAUGUUACUGGAGAUGCACUCGCUGCUAUCACCAUCAAUAACAAUAAGAAUAACCGCAAUGGUAAUCCAUCUAAGACGAUUAUAUUGAAGUAUUUCGACAAAGAUCAUGAUAACAUUUCAUUACAAGAAAACUACGAUCUUGUCAAAUUCUGUCAGCUACCUCAAGGAUUAGGCUCCAUAUAUUCGCCGAAAUUCAGUGAAUACGUUCCAAGUUCCGCAUCUGCGAAUCUAUUUUUUGGUUCCAUGGAGGCCAUCAAGGCCACCACAGGCGAAUGCUUUCUUUACAACCCUAGUGCUGCUCUUGAUGACGAAAUUAAGAACAGGUCAUUACAGACAACUCUUACCCUUAACGUUGGUGGACAGUCGGAGUUUGAAAUAGAUCAAAGACGUGCAUCGCUAGACAAUAUCUUGAAUAACACAAUGUGUCAUGGGUUAGCAGAAGGUUUUGUUCCCAGUCACGGAAUAGCAUUGGCCAAGGCAGCUAGUUAUCUUUCGCAACAACCCUUGAAAGACGAUUCCUUGAUGGCUAAGACUGUACGUGCCGAACUUAUCGAAACACUAACAUUACCAAUGGAUCAAGCACUUCAAAAUAAGUUUGGUUCGAAUAGAUUCUCAAGAGCUAAGCUGGUCUCUGAUACCAUGAAUGUCAGAUCUUUUCAGAAUGCAUACUUACCAGGAUAUAAAAAAGAGGUGAAUGCUCUCACUACGGGGAACAUUGAACCUUGGAAUAAACUAAAUCACACCCUAGACAAUGUCGCUGGUUUUGCCAAAUUAAUCACCAGUUGCAAUACAUAUGUUACGAGGAUAUUUGAUAAACCUAAAAGGGAAUGA